This is a messenger RNA of Colletes gigas, 2971 nucleotides long. It is a transcript of the gene rha, whose product is annotated as centrosomal protein of 120 kDa. Bases 119 to 2971 code for a protein of 950 amino acids. Gene Ontology annotation, cellular component: centriole; centrosome. NCBI's taxonomy places the organism in Eukaryota, Metazoa, Arthropoda, Insecta, Hymenoptera, Colletidae. The record is from RefSeq and is a predicted model, not a curated record. Gene Ontology annotation, biological process: positive regulation of centriole elongation; centrosome cycle; interkinetic nuclear migration. The transcript is spliced from 11 exons.
GUGACGUUGAAUAUCUCCGUUUCCAUGGAAACCGAUUUGAAUUUUACCAAUUUCUUUUAUAUUCGUUAAAUGUUUGCAGAAUUUUUUUUUAUUAUUUUUGUGUAUUAUAACGCAUAUUAUGGAAGAAUUAGUGAAUUCUGAUGUCCGAAUUGUUCUGAACAUAAAGGAAGGUAAAGGUUUUGACCAAAUUUUACUACCCACAUUGGUGGUUGCAACUUUAAAUGGGCAUUCGUUAGAAACUGAAGCUAUAGAACCAAGUCCAAAUCCUCAAUAUGAUCAUGCCUUGGUUUGGGAAAUAAAUAAGAAUAGACUAAGAAAAAUGAGGUCAGGGCAGGUUCCGUUAAAAUUAGAAUGUUUUGCUUCAAAGAGCAACGAUGGUAAAGAGAAACUGGGAUAUCUUUUGCUUAGUCUAAGAUCUGCACAAGUUUUUCCUAAAAAUGAAGAUGUUAAUGUAAAGUCUCAUUGGCAUAAAUUAUUAGGAUUGAAAAGUGAUCUCAAAAUACAUAAACCUGAACUACUUCUCAGUCUGAGUAUACAUGACCAAGAAUCUACAAUAUUAAAUACUCGGUCAGAGUUAAAAAAUUCUGAAGAAUUUGAACAAACAGAUUAUGAACCUAAUAAACUAACUCCAAUUUUGCUUCGUGAUGAACGUCUUAUACAAUUGGGCCCCUUAGAUAGCUGUCAUGAAUUAUUCUUGAUGAAUAUCAUAGCCAUAUCUGCAACAAAUAUAGAUUUAUUGUUACCAACAGAAUAUUGUACAGACAUGAAAGAUAAUUCAUAUUUCUGGUGUAAAAUAUUAGAAAAUGAUGUAUAUUUUAAUCAGACUAAAAAAGAACAUGGAGAGCUUUGGGUGCUUAAUGAAAAAAUUGUAAUAAGGAUCAGGAGUUCUUUAAAAGUUUUGAAAUCAUAUUUACAAGCAAAGCCAUUUUUGUUCGUAUAUUUGAAAUGUAAAGAUAAUGUAAUAGGUCAGUCAGAAGUUAAUUUACAACCACUAGUUCCUACCGAUGAUAUUCAAGAAUUUCUAAAAAUUACAAGUAAUAACAAUACUUUGAAUCAACGGUGUUAUUUAUACAAAAAAGACCUUAUUGAAAAUGAUGAAAUAAAGUUUGGCAAUUCAUAUCUUGACUUACAACUAAAAUUACAAUAUGUAGGAGAUAAAACAGAUAUAGCAAUGGAUGUUCCAAGUAUAGUAUUCAAUGAUAUAGUUGCUCUAAAUUCUACUAACCAACAAAGAUCUGAUUUAAAACAAAUAAAUUAUAAUGAAAUAGAUUACCAUAGAAAUCCUGCUGGUGACUUUGGAAGAUAUACCACUGGAGUUCAAAUGUUCAAUUUUUCAAAUGGAUGCAAUGUUCCAAAUAAACAUUCCUUAAAUUAUGAAAUUGUAAAAGAUCAACCAACUAAAGUCAUAAGUUCACAAUCGGUUGACACACUGCCAUGUCAGUGCAGUGUCAAUGAUUACUCUAAAAAUGUAGAAGCAUAUCAUUGCUAUUGCUUGAAUAUUUUAUUGAUAGCAAUUAAAUCAAUAUCUCCAAGACUAACAGUUCCAAAUAUAGAAAUUCGAUUACAUCAUCCAAAAACUGAAAUCAUGUCUACAUUUUGUCCAAAAAUGCCACUUUUGUUAGGAGAAAAAGUGAAAUUACAAGAUGUAGGGUGUAAAUUACAUUUUAUAUCAGCAACAAAUGAAAUAAAACAUUUAUUGUUAUCUUUUCCACCCAAGAUUAGUAUAUAUAAAAUAGAAGGAAAUAACAAAACAUGUAUAUCUCAGAAUGUAAUUGAUAUAAAACAAUUAUUUCAUCAAAAUAAGUCCGAAUGUCAGUGCGAUAUACCAUUGUAUGACAUGGAACAAAAUAAUAUUGGUAAUUUAGAUAUUAUGUUGAACUUAGAGGAUCAUGGUCCAUAUUACAGAAUUAAGAAAAAAACACCUAGUGAAAAUUUAGGACCACCAAUCUUGGAUGAUAGUUUAGCAUACAAAAUAGUUGAUGAAUUAGAGACAUGGAAAGAACGACAAAAAGAAAUAUUUAAAGUUGAGUUAAAAAGAAAAGAAGAUCGUCAUUUAAAUUUACUAAGCGAAGAAUGGCAAAAACAUCGUGAAAAUUUAGAAGCAAAACUUGCGUGUAGUGUUGAGCAAUGUAAAAUGUUGGCAAACAGUUUAAAUAGUGCUACAGACGACUUAAGAACACGAAGAUUGAAAAGUCUUGAAAAAGAAACUAGAUUAAUUAAAGCAAAUGAGGAUUUGCAAUGGAAAUACGAAACAAAAUUACGAGAACUUAAAGAAUCAUUUCAUACAAUGCAAGAAGAACUUAUGUUAAAGAUUAAUGCUCUUGAAAAAAGAAAGACUGCUUUAGAAACGCAAGUCGAACAAUUAAGUACUGAGAAUGAAAGGUUGCAAUUGUUUGUAACAAAACAAUCGGAAGAGUUAGAAAUUUAUCAGAAGGGAUCCUUGACGCAAGACCAAACAACAAACUUGUUACAAGAAUUAAAAGUACUUGAAAAAAAAUUACAAAAUGCGCUUGAAAGUAAAUCAUUUUUCAAAGAACAAUGGGCAAAAGCAGUUCGUGAAAUACAUCGCAUGAAAACGGAGUAUCAGCAAGCAAUAAAAGUUCAAAUAAAAAAUAGCAAAGAAGAAUUGCAAAACUUGGAUUUAGAACAAAUAUUAUCUGCAGAUUCUACUGCUUUAACAGAUGAUAAAAUUUUGUUAAAUGAAAUUCAGAAGGAAAUCGACGUGAUUAAACCAAAAUCAUCCUUUAUUGAAAAAGAUACUUACUGUCAAGCUUUCAUGCCAACUAAUAUAGGUCCAAAAAUUUCACAAAAUAAUGAUAAAAAUAAGUUCAAAAAAUCAGAGGAAAAUGAUGAACGACUGCAAGCACUUCUUGAAGAACGUGAUUCUCUUUUAAAAACCGGCAGUUACACAAUUGAUGAUGCAAUUAUUAUGAAAUUGAAUACGGAAAUAAGAUCUUUAAUGAUAAAGUAA